This is a messenger RNA of Chionomys nivalis (European snow vole), 568 nucleotides long. Its product is annotated as 39S ribosomal protein L35, mitochondrial-like. Bases 1 to 567 code for a protein of 188 amino acids. The transcript has a single exon. Gene Ontology annotation, cellular component: ribosome; mitochondrion. Gene Ontology annotation, molecular function: structural constituent of ribosome. The record is from RefSeq and is a predicted model, not a curated record. Gene Ontology annotation, biological process: translation. Lineage: Eukaryota; Metazoa; Chordata; Mammalia; Rodentia; Cricetidae.
AUGGCGGCUUCCGUCUUCACUGGUGCGAUGAGAGCCCCUUCGGGAAUAUUACGGCCCCUAAAUGUUUUGGCAUCUUCAACGUAUUGGAACUGUGCCAAGAAUGCCUGUCUUAAGUCUGCACUGUGCACCAUUCAUUUUAGACAUAUUCAGACACCAGUUGUCUCCUCUGCUCCAAGACUUGUCACAUCUGUCAGAAACCUGACACAUGGGCUGACUGCAGCAAUCCUUAAUAGAGUGGCCGCACUGGUCCCCAGUGUCCUGAAGCCGCCGGUCAGAACUCUAACAUACUGCAGCACACGGAAGGGCAGGAGGAAGACAGUAAAAUCGGUCCUGCAUCGGUUCCUGCGACUUCAUUCUGGCCUUUGGCUGAGGAGAAAGGCGGGCUAUAAGAAAAAAUUAUGGAAAAAGUCAACGACAAGAAAGAAGCGCUUGAGGGAAUUUGUGUUCUGCAACAAGACCCAGAGUAAACUCCUAGAUAAAGUGACUACGUCUUUCUGGAAGAGGCGCAACUGGUACGCCAGUGAUCCUUACCAGAUGUACCACGAUCGAACGAACCUGCGAGUUUAGU